Molecule: messenger RNA, 8591 nt
Organism: Phymastichus coffea
Lineage: Eukaryota; Metazoa; Arthropoda; Insecta; Hymenoptera; Eulophidae
Product: ATP-binding cassette sub-family A member 17-like
Exons: 35
Coding region: 441-8057 (2538 amino acids)
Biological process (GO): transmembrane transport; lipid transport
Cellular component (GO): intracellular membrane-bounded organelle; membrane
Molecular function (GO): ATP hydrolysis activity; lipid carrier activity; ATP binding
Source: RefSeq, a predicted model, not a curated record
GCCGCCGACCACGUUAGCGCGCGCGUAGAGGCGAGCUCGCUCUGACGGCUCUCGCUGUUGUUUCGCGCGCGCUACGUGCACUAUUGCGAACGGCUGGCCGUUAGCGCCGCGCGGGAUUUCGCGCUGGAUUAGCAACGCGUGCGGCGAGCUUGCGGUCGAGUCUGUCAGGUUAGCGCCUCUAUUUAUUCUCUUUGUCGCGUCUGCUCGCUGAGCCGACGACGGCUGCUACUCAAAUAGAUUAGGGCUUUACGCUCGGAGAGCGUAACGCGUUGACUGCGUGGGUGCUAGCAAGAAAGUAGCACGACACAUAGUUACAGACUGAUCGAACUUGCUCAUGUGCAGCUAAGACGACCCGGUGGUUUGAUAAUACCGUCACGGUGUUUGUGUUUUUCAGCUAGAAACAUUAUUGCUCUGUCUAACUCUGCACCAAGAGUCUGACGAUGAUUCUGCAUCAAUUUAGAAUGUUUAAAGCACUGCUUUACAAAAAUCUACUGGUCCGAAAACGGCACUGGAAACUGGGACUGUUCGUGGAGAUCCUCGUCCCGAUGCUGACAUUUAUCGCCGUGUGGGGCGUCAAAAGUGCAUCGCUCAAUAACAAAGCUAUAUCGCAAGAAAUUUUGACGCCAUUAGAACGCGGUGACACCAAGUUCAGAGUCAAAACCGCCGCGGAUUAUUUCGAGUACAGCGCGGACGAUUACUUGCUGAUAGCUCCUGAUAACAGGUUCACCCAGCGACUGAAAAGUCACUUGCAAAUAUGUUACCCCGGACUCGUCAUGAUGUACCGGACCGAGAGCGAUAUGAUCAGCGAUUAUUUUGCCAAGAAAAGUACCAAGUUCAGCAGGUUCAAAACGACUUUGGCUUUGAUCUUCGACGAUGACAAUGUCAACGGCUCCACUCAAAACUUCAAGUACAGAAUACGAAUUUCCGAUGACGUUUCGGCGCUCGUUUAUUCGGAAACCGAAGCUACGGAUGUGUUCGAGACGAGUUUUACAGGGCUUCAAUUGUGCGUCGACAGUGCGCUGAUAAAAAUGAAGAAGAACGAUCCUAAUUUCAGCUUGGACAUUUUUGCCCAGAGGAUGCCGAUACCGGCUAAAAAGGACACUAACGAAUUCGUAAAAUAUAUGAGUAUAAUAGUAUGUGGGCUCGCCGUAUCAGCAUUCUUGAUCCCAUUGUGCGUAGAAACAUCUCACACGUCUAGCGAAAAAUUUCUUGGCGUUAAUGUUCUAAUGUCCAUGAAUGGCGUACCCAAUUACCUGAACUUACUCAGCUGGCUGACCACUGGAAUAAUUUUUAGUCUUCUCUACAUAGUGCCAGUAGUGUUCAUUCUCUGCUACGCGGCGACCGAACAGAGUACUCGAUUUUUCGAGUACGCAAACUCUUUCAUAGUCUUUCUAGUGCUGACACUGAACGUGGCUCACCUGAUAGCCUUUGGCAUGCAUGUGUCAGCAUACUUUACAAGAUCUUUAUUUAUGGUCACUGGGUUAAUCGUCAUUUACAUCGGUUCAAUUGUAUUCGUGAUAAAAGGAGUCAAUGUGGAUUCUUACAAAACCUUACCUUACUUAGGUAUUAUUUUUCCAAACAUGCUCUUGUUCCGAGCUUUCGAAGAGAUGAAUUUCUACGAAGAUAUAAGUAAAGGAAUCCACUUCAACAACUUGUUCCAAGUCACUAAUAGGGCCUACGGACUCGGAGGAAGCGUUGGAUUUAUGCUUAUAUUUUCAAUUGUUGGAAUUAUCUUACAUUUGUUGCUGGCGAAUUACAUCUACGCAAUAAAUCCUGGCAAGUACGGCGUGAAGAAAGGUCCAUUAUACUUUUUGCAGAUUUUCAAAAGAUUGAGAAAAACUAGAGAUUACGAUAAGGUAGAAAACAUGGAAUUCAACAACACGCGUGGAAAUUCAUUCGAGCCGGUAACGGCAAGUGCCUACAGUCCGGGAAUUCGAAUUCGCAAUCUGAAAAAAUUAUAUAAAACUAGUUUGUUUGGCAAAGCGGGAGUGUAUGCUCUCCAAAGUAUAUCAGUCGAUUUUUACAAAGGACAGAUUACAGCUCUGCUCGGCCACAACGGAGCAGGAAAAACCACGAUGAUGUCGAUUCUGUCAGGUAUGAUAAGUUCUUCCGAAGGACUAGUUCUCAUCGACGGGAAGGACGUUAACGAGCACAUUGACGAAAUAAUGAGCGGAAUGGGAUUAUGUCCCCAAGAAAACAUGCUUUUUCCGCAACUGUCUGUAGCUGAGCAAGUCAAGUUCUUUGCCAUGUUGAAAAGCAAAAGUAAGUCGUUGACGGCUAUCAACAGCGAAGUAAUUCAGCUACUGAACCAACUCCAACUACUUGGCAAAAGAAACGCUUUACCAAACCAAUUGUCGGGUGGACAGAAACGGCGUGCUUGUCUUGCGAUGGCUCUUAUUGGAGACUCGAGCACACUAAUUUUGGACGAGCCAACUUCUGGUCUGGAUCCUGAAAGUAAACGUGACAUUUGGAAUAUAUUAUUGAAAAUGAGGGGGCGUAAAACAAUUUUGAUCAGCACGCAUGACAUGGAAGAAGCCGAUGUACUUGGAGACAGAAUUGCAAUAAUGCACUCCGGGCAAUUGAAAUGUUACGGCACACCUUUGUAUCUCAAAAAAUUAUUAGGACGUGGAAAUAUCGAAGUAACAUUAUCAACUGAACCUUGGUGCGACCCAGAAAAUGUUCGGUCAAAGUUGGAAACACCAUGUGAAGUUCUAAGCGAUGAUCGCGGUAAAAUGGUAUUGAGUAUUCCAUACAACAAUAAUUUGCCAGACACCCUGGAUACCAUAGAGGAGAAGAAGAAGGAACUAGGAAUUACAGGAAUGAGUGUAUCUAUCAUCACCCUGGAAAAAGUUUUCCCCAAAGUAACGCAAGAUAAUAAUGACCCAUCGGAAUCUCGACGGCCAUUCACGAAUACAAGCCAGAAACUGCAAGGUCUACAUCAGGUUCUUCACAUCUGGAAAGCUCUGUUAUGUAAGAAGGCAAUUUACACCCUCAAAAACAUAUCGACAACAGUAAUUAUGUUGUUUUUGUUUUCGGCGACGUUAGCGAGCACGAUUUUGAUAUUAAAGGACAAAAAGUCACGGGAAAAAGAAGUAGCGAUAAAGCUCGAUAUGUAUCAUGAUGCGAACAGCUACUACAAAAUACAUCAAUACGGUAAACCUUAUGCUCACGCUUAUGCACACCUUAUCAGAGAUUUGGGCGGCCAGUCGCAAGAAAUGUCAAGUAGUUCCGACUUCAAUGAGGAACUGCUCGAAAUAGCUCACACGGACUACAACAAAUACAACUUCCGCGUGCUCAUGGCAGCCAGUUUUCAGAGCAACGAGGACCACAGCAGAGUCAAUUGCACGGCGCAUUACAACUCGGCACUGGCUCGAUUCGCCGAGCCGAUGUCCAUCAAUCUCGUGUCCAACGCCGUUCUCCGGAACGUAACGAACAGCAAUCACAGCAUCGAGAUAACCGCUCAGGCCUUGCCGAAAGACAACGAUCGCAGCGACACGAACAGCGACUCGAUUCUAUUGACCGCGACGGCAUAUGGUUACGUGAUAGCCGGGCUUUUCGCCUGCUUGAUCUAUCCCGCGGUCGCCCUGUUCGUUGUACAUCCGAUCAGGGAAUCGCUGACCAACGUCAAGCAUUUACAGAGAAUGACUGGCGCCUCGUGCUUCAGCUACUGGGGAACUAUGCUCAUUUUCGACCUGACUGUUUUUUUCGUUAUAACGUUGCUCUUUGUCUUGGGUCUUGUUGCUGGUGACUGCAUCGUCGAUCUCAGAAUGUUCGCUUGGAAGCAAGUUGUAAUACAACUAGGUCUAUUCGCGUUGCUCGCUAUAAACACUUUGCUCUUAGCCUAUGUAUUCAGUUUUUGGAAGAAAUCCACCAGUACUGUUAUAAAAUUAUUGAGUCUCGUGCCACUUGUUCUUGUACUGGUCGACUUGGUCAUGAGUCUUUUACAUCGCUUUUUUGACAGAAUAACCGAUAAGCUUAAGGAAGAGUCUGAAUUUUUCUUCUACCGACGUAUCCAGAAAGCAAUAUUCUUGUUUAUCCCGUACAUCAGUUUCUUUGAAGGCCAAGUGGUGUUCUUCAACAUCACGUGGAUCAACGCAGUUUGUGCCAAAGUUGCUGACUAUGUUGAUUUCAAGACCGAAUGUCUAACCGGUGGCGAGAGUUAUCAGCUAAAAAUAUGUUGCGAUAUGGUGUGUAAUGAGGACACGUGCGGCGAGGCUGUUCCAUACUUUCUUGGCUUCUAUGAAGAUAUCUCUUUGAAUAUCAGUUUCCUUGCCUUGUGCAUCAGUCCUGUCCUGUAUCUCGGCAUACUCUUGAUUUUGGAGUAUCGACUCCUUGGCAGACUGUUUGCUAGGAUUCGUGGAGGUAUUCCAGACAAUAGCGACGAUGGCUUCGAAGAGCAAGUGAAGAAAAUCAAGCACGAGAUCGCUUACGAAGUUUGCAAAGCCAAAAUUGCAGGCAUGUCGAAUGGGACGGCCACCGAGAAGUUCAAAGUGAUUCCCGAAAGACGCAACGAUACAAGCUUGCAAAACGAGGACGAGACCAAGGAUUACGUGUUCUUCGUUUACGAGUUGCGUAAAAUCUACGGCAGUUGCCUAGGCGCAUUGGUGGUAGCAGUACAGGACUUAAGUUUCGGCGUCAGCGAAAGUCAGUGCUUCGGAUUGCUCGGCGUCAAUGGCGCCGGAAAGUCGACGACGUUCAAGAUGAUGACCGGCGAAGAAGUACCCAAUCACGGGCUCGUACAUUUGCGCGAUCAGAAUGCGCAGGGAGACGGAAACUGUCUCAGGCAAAUAGGAUACUGUCCGCAAAAUCACGCGAUCAUAAGCUCGUUGAAUGCUUACGAUCAUCUGCGUUUGUUCGGUCGGCUUCGCGGCAUACCGGACGACCAACUCGAGCAGGAAGUCCAGGAUUGGAUCGACCGGCUCUGCCUGAAUCCUUGCGCCCUGCAACCGAGCGGCACGUACAGCGGCGGUAACAAGAGGAGAUUAAACAUCGCGAUGGCUCUCAUUGGCAUUCCGAGCUUGGUUUUGCUGGACGAGCCAACGACGGGUGUCGAUCCUGCUGCUAGACGAUCGCUGUGGAACACCGUGCAGUCAAUGAAAGGUCGAAAAACUAUUCUGAUAAGUACUCACGAUAUGGAGGAAGCUGAUGUACUCGGAGAUAGAAUAGCUAUCAUGCAUAUGGGUCAAUUAAAGAGUUACGGAACACCGAUGUUUUUAAAAAAAUUCAUGGGAGGAGGAAACAUCGAAGUGACUUUAUCGACUGAACCUCGUUGCAACACAACUAAAGUUUGCACUUUCUUAGACGAGGGAAGUCAAGUUAUCGCUGACGAGCUUGGAAAAAUCGUACUAAACGUGCCAAAUAACAACAGACUGCCCGAUUCAUUAGAUAAAUUGAAAGAGAAUAAGGAAGAACUUGGUAUCACGGGUAUGAGCAUUUCGGUGAUUACUUUAGAAAAAGUUUUUCUCAAGGUGAUCGAAGACAAUACUGAUGCGUCCAAGACGCAUCAAUCAUUCUCGCUCACGACUGAAAAAUUGAACAGUGAUAAACAGUUUUGGCAAACUUGGCGAGGCCUGAUAUCCAAAAAAGCCACAUACUCGUUGAAAAAUAUAUCGACGAUCAUUAGCGUCCUUGUUUUGCUGGUGUUGGCAGAACUUUUAACGAUUUUCACCUUGAUGGAUCACACCUCGUCGGCGACCGAGAAAAUACAAUUGAGACGAGACAUGUAUCACAACGUCGAAAAUUUUUACAAGAUUCACUUGAACAGCAAAGCUUACGGCGAGAGUUACAAGAACCUCGUGAAAGAAUCAAACGCAGCGUUAAUUGAGUACCAAAGUCGCGACAACCUGACCGAAGUGUUGCUGAAUAUCGGUGCACACGAUUUAUUUGACUACUACUAUCGUCACGUCGUUGGGGCUGAAUUCGCAAGCAAAAACAAUCUAGUCAACGCCGUCGCGCUGUACAAUUCAAAAUUCGCUCAGUUCGCGCAGCCACUCUCUAUAAAUCUGGUAUCGAAUGCCAUCUUGAAAACGAUGAUGAACGACAAUUACAGUAUCGAGAUAUCGGUACAAGAAACCCCGGAAAUGGAUGAGUUCGCCGUGACACCAAACGAAGUAAAGGCAAUGAGCGCCUACAUGGUAUCGAUAAUGUUCGUCUGCUUCCUCUAUCCUGCUGUAGCUUUUUUCGUCGUCCAUCCUAUCAGAGAGACUCUGACGGACAUUAAGCAUCUUCAGAGGAUGGCUGGUGUUUCGUGUUUCAGCUACUGGGGAACUAUGUUUCUUUUCGAUUUUUUGCUUUUGUUCUACGUAAUUGUGUGUAUGAUUGUUGGUUUAGUCAUUGCGGAUUGGGCGUUAGAUAUGAAAAUGUUUGGACCCACGGAAGCCUUGAUACUGCUAGGUUUGUUGACGUUGUUUGCUGUGAACGUACUGCCAUUAAUUUACAUUUUCAGUUUUUGGGGGCAAUCUACAACAACAGCUAUGAAGUUACUGACUCUUGUACCUUUAGGUUUGGUGUUGAUAGAAAUAGUAAUGUCCGUCGUAGAAGAAUAUUUCGAAGAGUAUCGUCAUACUAGUACAGUUCGGACACUUCAAAAAGGUAUAUUUCUUCUAACUCCAUACAUCAGUUUCCUUCACGGGCAGAUUUCUUUCUACAAUAGUUUGAGAAUCAAUCAGGAGUGCAAAAGACUUUAUCAACACAAUAAGUAUCAGCUCUGUUUGAGUGCCCCUUGCUGUGAUUUGAGAUGUAACAACAACACCUGCGAGAAUGCAAUUUUAUACUUCAGAGAAUUUAGCGAAGAAAUUUCAUUAUCAACGAGUUAUCUUUUCUUAUGCUUAACACCUAUCCUGUACUUCGCUAUACUUGGUGCUUUGGAAUACAAGCUGAUAGAAAAGUUGAUUGCUAGAAUGCAUUCAGGUAUACCUGACAAUAUAGAUUCUACUUUUGAGGAACAAGUGAAAAACGUUAAACGUGAGAUAGCUUACGAAGUAUCAAAAUUGGGAAUUGAAGGCGUGGACACUGGAAAAUAUCAAUCCACUGCUGGUAAUGGAACCGAAGAAGCCGAAGAGAAUGGCAAUAAUUGCAGUAAUCACGUUUUUCUCGUUUACGAGCUGAGAAAACUCUACGGGAAAUUCGUUGCCGUUCAGGAUAUAAGUUUCGGCGUCAAUGAAAGCGAAUGCUUCGGAUUGCUCGGCGUCAAUGGCGCUGGCAAGUCAACGACAUUCAAAAUGAUGACUGGCGAGAUUAUACCAAAUCACGGUAUUAUGCAUUUGCGCGAUAAGAGCGCUAGAAAUAAUCGGAACGAGAACUACCUAAAAAAUUUGGGUUAUUGUCCCCAAAACGACGCGAUCAUAAGGUCGUUAAACUCGUACGAUCAUCUGCGUCUGUUUGCGCGCAUUCGAGGUAUUCCGGAGAAUAAGGUCGAAGAGGAAGUUCAAAAUUGGAUCGACAGGCUCAAUCUAAAUGUUUGUGCUCUCCAACCGAGUGGCACGUACAGUGGCGGUAACAAGAGGAGAUUAAACAUCGCGAUGGCUCUCAUCGGUAUUCCAAGCUUGGUUUUAUUGGACGAGCCUACAACUGGUGUCGAUCCUGCUGCUAGACGAUCUCUGUGGAAUACUAUUCAGACGUGUCAGGCUACGGGACAAGCCGUAAUAUUAACUUCUCAUAGCAUGGAAGAAUGCGAAGCUUUAUGCAACAGGUUAGCCAUCAUGGUAGAUGGUAAGUUCGUGUGUAUUGGCUCGUCCACAGAAUUGAAGCAGCGUUUUAGUGCUGGGUACGAUGUGCAAAUACAAAUGGAUCCUGAGAAAUCGAGGAAUGAAAUCGACGGCAUCAAACAGGAUCUGAUAGGAGCCCUGCCAUGUGAAGUUGUUGACGAGAACUCCGGAUACAUGAAAUGCCACGUGCUGUCGGCGAACAUAACGUGGAGGCAGAUGCACAACGUAAUGAUCGGCUUGAAGAACAAUUACACCUGCAUAUUGGAUUAUUCUGUCCUUUCGUCUACUUUAGAGCAGCUAUUCUUGAUAUUUGCUAAGGCUGCUAACAAAACCAAUCGUAAAACUAAUUAGGAUAUGCAUUUUUGUUCUUGACAAAAAACAGUUUUGUUUAUCUAUUUAUUUAAGGAUACUAAUGAAUUUAUCUGUGUAACGCAUGCGCUUACCUAUGGCGGUUUCUCGUUUAUUGUUAAUCUCUAUGCUGUAAUACAAUUCAUCUGUGAUUUGUAUUAAUAGUAUUUUGUGGGUUACGUAAAGCUAUAUGAUGAACGAAAUGUGAGUGGGUCCAAACUAUAGAUGAUAUUUAAUAAAGUGAUCUGAUGACAUUAAGCGAUGAACUUGAUAAAUAUUUCUUUCAUUUCAUUCAAAUUAUAGCGUCAAGUACUUCACUGUUUCGUUCAAUAAACUGUGCCAUUCAUUUGCUAACAAAACGUGUAUUAAAGGCAGCAAACUAUUGAUGAGUUAAAUGAAUAAAAGAAUGUUGCGACGUAUAUUGUUGAAUAAUUCAAAGAUAUUUUGAAAACCAAUAAAUUAUAUAACUGGCUGCACGAUACAAAUAUUAUAACAUUUCGAUGAAAUUUCACGUAAAUGUAAGCCCGAUGAUCCAAA